GGAUUCAACAAACAUGUCAUCCAAGGAUAAUACAUCUGAUUCACUCCAUUCAGUUUCCUCUAACGCAGCAUCCAUCAACUCUGCUGAUUUUCCAAUUGCUAAAAUUCAAACUACAGGUGAUGGUAAUGAAUUUGUUAUAAUCGGUAGAACAAAAUACUAUCGUCAUGAAUUAAUGAGUGCAUUUGCUGGUUCUUUAAACCCAGGUCUUCACCCUCCUUCGCCUCACCAUAUUGCUAACCCUGCACCUUUGGGGUUGGCUGCAUUUGCUGUUAGUACUCUUGUUAUGAGUUUAUAUGGUCUCCAUGCCAAGGGAGUAAUGAUUCCUAAUGUUGCUGUUUCGUUAGCUUUGUUUUAUGGUGGUGUUGGUCAAGUUACCUCUGGUAUCUGGGAAAUGAUUCAUGGAAAUACCUUUGCUGCUACUUCUUUAGUUUCAUUUGGCUGUUUCUGGUUUAGUUACGGUGCCAUGAUGACACCAAGCUUUGGAAUCAUGGAAGCAUAUAUAACUGAAGACCCUACUCAAUUAGAAAAUGCAAUUGGAUUUUAUUUGAUGGGUUGGGCUAUUCUUGCAUUAAUGUUUUUGAUUUUAACUUUCAAGUCUACACUUUCAUUUGUGUCAUUAUUUGUGUUCAUCUUUAUGACUUUCUUCCUACAAAGUAUUGGUGCUAUGGUCAAUAGUCCAACAUGUACUUUAGCUGGUAACUAUUUUGGUAUGUUCACCGCAGCAUCUGGAUUCUAUAAUGCAUAUGUUGGUAUGGCCACUAAGCAAAAUUCAUAUUUCCAGUUCUCUGAAUUUCCAAUUUCAAUGUUUUCCAAGAAGAAAUGA
Spathaspora passalidarum NRRL Y-27907 is the source of this 823-nucleotide messenger RNA. Its product is annotated as acetate uptake transporter family protein. Gene Ontology annotation, molecular function: acetate transmembrane transporter activity. Gene Ontology annotation, cellular component: plasma membrane. NCBI's taxonomy places the organism in Eukaryota, Fungi, Ascomycota, Pichiomycetes, Serinales, Debaryomycetaceae. Bases 14 to 823 code for a protein of 269 amino acids. The transcript has a single exon. The record is from RefSeq and is a predicted model, not a curated record.